Cylas formicarius (sweet potato weevil) is the source of this 1612-nucleotide messenger RNA. RefSeq lists its product as uncharacterized. The record is from RefSeq and is a predicted model, not a curated record. The transcript is spliced from 6 exons. Lineage: Eukaryota; Metazoa; Arthropoda; Insecta; Coleoptera; Brentidae. The coding region runs from base 89 to 1393 and encodes 434 amino acids.
GCGGUGGUAACACCUUUUGCCAAGGUUGCGCGCGGAUGUUUAGUGACGUUCGCGACGAAGUACUUUGCGACGAAAAGUGUUUGGAGACAUGGCCGCGAUUCGGAGGUUCCUGUUGGUGGUUUUCUACGCGGCGACGGUGACGGUCGCGCAAGACUACGAGGUCACCGAGAUCCAAUGCACAUUCGCUUCCAAUACUCACGCCGCCAUCAAAGACACGAUCGUCGCCCGGCUGAGGAAACCGGAAGGUUUCAAGGGCCAUCCGUUGUUCGCGGACGACAGGGCCGUCGAUCCCGACUCCGAUCCGGUCUGUCAAAUUAGACAGGACGUCGCGGAUCCGAGCGGGCACAGGUACAACCUCAAGGUCACGGAUUUCGGCCGCUGCGGCGUCCUCAAACGGAACGGCUUCGUGCACGUCAGGGUGUGGUUCCCGCAAUUCCCGGGGGUGGUUAUGCAGUCCGAUCAAGAACUGAUCAUCAUGUGCAAGCCACCCGAACCGACCGUCAUCGAAAACAAAGCCGCCGGUUUCGCGGGAAGUUUCCCCCACGGCGCAAGGGUGUCCGGGGUGGUCGAGGAAACGCCCGGGCGUCUCGAGUAUGAGGUGGCUCUGUACAAAGAAGCCCCAGCUCGGAUCAGCAAUGUGACGGGGAGCAGCAGCGAGCUACCGGUAGACCAAGCGGUGCCCAUUGGUACCAAGCUGCAGUUGAGGGCGAGAAUCAGCCCCGACUCGGCGUGGAAGUACGUGAAGCUGAUGGAGGUGACCGUUUCCCCAGACCCAGAUGACCCCCAUAUGCACGGCAGUGUCGCUUUGGUAAAAGACGGGUGCAGGAACCGCGAUUUCGCGUCAAUAAUCCCGCACCAACCCGCGCGGUACAGAGAUCGCCACAACGAGGUGUUCCUAGACUUCGAGGCGUUCCUGCUGAGCACCAUGAAGGAACGGUCCACCCUAUGGAUCCACUCGCAGAUCAAAGCGUGUAUGGAGGCCGUCGACUGUCAACCAGACUUUUGUCUGGACCUAUACGAGCCUGCCGGUCACGGCAGGAGGCGGAGACGAGACGUGAUGAACGCGGAGAUCGUGGAGGUGACCGCCGCUCAGAAUAUGUCCAGCACUCAGUUCAAAAAAAUCGAAGGUAACCUGGAGUACACGGUGCUGAUGCCCGGAGAGUUUCUGGAACGCACCGCGGCCUUGGAAAGCAGUUGCGGCACAUUCUUGGUGAUCGCCGCCAUUUUGGGCUGUCUGCUGUUUAUGUCCGCGUUCAUCAUGUGCUGGCUGGCUAGCAAACUGCACUCGGCCAUCGUCGGGACGGCCGAGUCCCACAAGAACAUCGAGGAUCUGGUGCGGGAAGGCAGGCACUACGGCGACGCCUGUUAUACGGGCAGACCUACGACCCAGUAACGUCGUCUGAUUAUUUAUUUAUUUUUAUUUAUUGAUAGGUCUAUGUUGUACAUAUUAUUUAGGUAACGCGGUGGGACGGAAAUCGGGAAGAAAUUCUACAAAAAUGGCGCACGGUCGGGUUUUGUAACAUUUCUUCUUUCGCCUUUAGGCGUUGAUUCCGAAUUCGGGGGUUUUUAGUUGUUUUUUUUUUCAUUAUUUUUAUUUCUGGCGUCUAUUUAU